Messenger RNA from Carlito syrichta (Philippine tarsier), 2298 nucleotides. RefSeq names its product KH and NYN domain containing (gene KHNYN). NCBI's taxonomy places the organism in Eukaryota, Metazoa, Chordata, Mammalia, Primates, Tarsiidae. The transcript has 7 exons. The record is from RefSeq and is a predicted model, not a curated record. Gene Ontology annotation, molecular function: mRNA binding; RNA endonuclease activity. Gene Ontology annotation, cellular component: nucleus; cytoplasmic ribonucleoprotein granule. The coding region runs from base 93 to 2126 and encodes 677 amino acids.
GGUGCGACCUGUUGAUAGAUAGCUGGUGUAGACUAGGGGAUCAGGAUUUGCGGGGACAGCGAGGCUCUGAGCUGCCUUCUCCCCUUCCAGGGAUGGGGGAAGCAGCCAUGCCUACCUGGGAGUCUGGCUCUCCGUCCCCAGACCGCUUUGCGGUGUCUGCGGAGGCAGAGGGCAAGGUGCGGGAACUGCAGCCCCAUGUCCAGCGCAUCUUCGGGGUGGGGAUGAGCAUCCUCCCCAAGGACUGUCCGGAGAACCCCCACAUCUGGCUGCAGCUGGAGGGCCCCAAGGAGAACGCCAGCAGAGCCAAGGAGUACCUGAAGGGUCUCUGCAGCCCGGAACUGCAGGAUGAAAUCCACUACCCGCCCAAACUGCACUGCAUCUUCCUGGGAGCCCAGGGCUUCUUCCUUGACUGCCUGACCUGGAGCACAUCUGCCCACCUGGUGCCUGGGGCGCCUGGCUCACUGAUGAUCAGUGGUCUGGCUGAGGCCUUUGUCAUGGCUCGGAGCCGACUGGAAGAGCUGGUGGAGCGGCUGAGCUGGGACUUUCUGCCAGGGCUGUCCCCUGGAGACUCUCAGUGUGCUGGAGUGCUGAGAAACUUCUUUGCCCUGUUGCAGUCCCGGGAGGAUGCUCACAGACAGGCCCUGCUGCAGCUGCCCCUGGCUGUCCAGGAGGAGCUGCUAAGUUUGGUGCAGGAGGCAUCUGGUGGCCAGGGGCCGCAAGCACUCCCCUCUUGGGAAGGGAGGAGCCCAGGCUUUCUGAGUUCUCAGUGCCUGGGAGUCAGAGCUCCCUCUAGUGAUGCCAGGGAGUCCCUAGACGCUGGAUCUAUGGGGCUAGGAGAGUCAAAGGGAGCAAGGGGAGAGAGUUAUGCUGUGGAGAAGGAGGGUGGGAAAGAGAGCCGUCCCGGGGAGAUGGAUUUGGGGUGGAAGGAGCUACCUGGGGAAGAGGCCUGGGAAAGAGAAGGGGCCUUCAGGCCACAGUCAGGGGGUGGAGGGGUGAGGGAGGCGGGGCCCCUGAAAGGGAAGGCCCUGGGAAAGGAGGGGGUGCCUCAGGAAAGAGGAGGGAUCUGUGUCCAGGAUGAGCCUCCUGGUGUCCGUGGCUCAUGUCAGAGGGCAGCUCAGGCCCGGGGAGCCACUCUCCUCCAGCGGCUCCACAACGGGAAUGCCUCGCCUCCAAGAGUGCCCAGCCCUCCACCUGCGCCUGAACCCCCAUGGCAUUGUGGAGACCGGAGUGACAGGGGAGACGGGGGAGACAAGCAGCAGGCCAUGGCUCGAAGUCGGGGGUCUCCCUGGAAACGAGGAACCCGGGGAGGCAACUUGGUGACUGGCACACAGCGUUUCAAGGAGGCCCUACAGGAUCCCUUUACCCUGUGCCUUGCCAACGUACCUGGCCAGCCAGACCUCCGCCAUAUUGUCAUUGACGGCAGCAACGUGGCCAUGGUGCAUGGGCUUCAGCACUAUUUCUCCAGCCGGGGCAUUGCUAUUGCUGUCCAGUACUUCUGGGACCGUGGCCACCGUGACAUAACUGUCUUUGUGCCUCAGUGGCGCUUCAGUAAGGAUUCCAGGGUCAGAGAGAGUCACUUCCUGCACAAGCUGUACUCCCUCAGCUUGCUCUCACUCACCCCCUCACGCGUCAUGGAUGGCAAGAGGAUCUCUUCCUAUGAUGACAGGUUCAUGGUGAAGCUGGCUGAAGAGACCAAUGGGAUCAUUGUCUCCAAUGACCAGUUCCGGGACUUGGCGGAGGAGUCCGAGAAGUGGAUGGCAAUCAUCAGAGAACGCCUGCUGCCCUUUACCUUUGUGGGAAACCUCUUUAUGGUUCCUGAUGACCCGCUGGGGCGAAAUGGUCCCACCCUGGAAGAGUUCCUGAAGAAGCCAGAUGGGACACCGGGGUUUUCUAAGGCUCAGCCUCCAUCCAGGGGCUUCACAGAACAUGACAACAAGCAGCAAGGGAGAGAAGAGGAAAAAGGCAGUGGCGGCAUCCGGAAGACCCGGGAGACGGAGCGGCUCCGACGCCAGCUGCUGGAGGUGUUCUGGGGUCAGGAUCACAAGGUGGACUUCAUCCUGCAGCGGGAGCCAUACUGCCGGGACAUUAACCAACUGUCUGAGGCCCUGCUCAGUCUCAACUUUUGAGUCUCACCUGCCUGAGUGGCUGCUGCCCUGUCAGCUCCAGCCUCCCCCAGCUCAGCACCUUCUGUGAGAGUCUCUCUCUGUUGCUCAGAUUCUGACCCAGACUCACUCUCAGUUGGUGCUUUGGGUUAGGGAAGCCACUCUGGGAACAGGUCCAUAAAGUGACCUUAUCUUA